This is a messenger RNA of Patiria miniata (bat star), 3493 nucleotides long. RefSeq names its product transcription factor Sox-10-like. Gene Ontology annotation, molecular function: RNA polymerase II cis-regulatory region sequence-specific DNA binding; DNA-binding transcription factor activity, RNA polymerase II-specific. The record is from RefSeq and is a predicted model, not a curated record. NCBI's taxonomy places the organism in Eukaryota, Metazoa, Echinodermata, Asteroidea, Valvatida, Asterinidae. Gene Ontology annotation, cellular component: nucleus. Gene Ontology annotation, biological process: morphogenesis of an epithelium; negative regulation of transcription by RNA polymerase II.
AUCUUCCUUACCAGUGCAGGCGGUUCGAUGCCGAAAAUGAGCGUGCAGAUUACGGAGAUGGAGAGGCCUCUAUCCAGGGGAAGCGACGGUCCGGUUAGCCCCGGGUGUAGCGAGUCCGGCUCAGAGUCUGACACGGCGAACUGCGGCGAGGCCCCGGCCACCUUGGACCCGAGGUUCCCCCCGUCUAUUCGCGACGCCGUGUCCCGUGUGCUGCAGGGUUACGACUGGUCGCUUGUGCCCAUGCCCACGCGUGUUGCCGGUAACCCGAACGCCAAGCCGCACAUCAAGCGACCCAUGAACGCCUUCAUGGUGUGGGCACAGGCAGCGAGGAAAAAGCUAGCAGAUCAGCACCCUCACCUGCACAACGCCGAACUCAGCAAGACGCUUGGCAGACUGUGGAAACUGUUGUCAGAUCCUGAGAAGCAGCCUUUCAUUGAGGAGGCUGAGAGGCUCCGCCAACAACACAAGAAAGACUACCCUGACUACAAGUACCAGCCAAGGCGCCGCAACAAGAAUAAACCCAGCAAGGGACCCCUGACUUCUGACCCAACCAUCUGCAAGGGCUCUCGCUCCCCUGGUGACACGGGCAGCGAAGAUGGUAGCGAGAGGUAUGCCAUGCACCCAACACCUCAGCAGGCAGGUCCUCCUACCCCACCGACCACACCCAAGGAAGAAGCCGAGCGUCUGAGUGGCCAGCCUCCGCAGAAGCGCAUGAAGUACAUUCAGCAAGGGGAGCGGCAGCACCAGCAGCUACCCGUUGACCUGGCGGGUGUGGAUGUCCGUGACCUGAGCAGCGACAUGAUGGCUAACAUGGAUGGCCUGAUCAACGAAGAUCUAGACCGCUACCUCGUCACUAGCUCUGCCCAAGUCCAACACCCACAGGUUCCACCUCCACACAGUCCUAAGUGCAGCACUUACACAAUGAUGAACGUUUGUCAGAACAUUGCCCGAUCAGAGCAGUGGCUCAGCCGGCAGGGUGCCUCUCAAAUCCCAGUCUCCAGUGAGUUGAAGCUUGAAGACGAGAUGCUAUCGCCAGAACAUCACUACACUGCAUCGCCUACCUCCAACCAGGUCCAGCCAUAUGACUACAGCAUGCAGCAUCAGUAUGCGGCCGAGUAUCCCACCAUGGCAGGCCAGUCCUAUGACUAUCCUCAGCAGCCUUCACAAGCUCACCAGGCGCAGUUAGGUUACUACACCAACAACCCAAACAGUCCUUCAGCAGCAUCCACACUACCUGCAUCCUACCAGUACCCUCAGCAGCAGACCUCACCAAAUCACACCUCCUAUAGCCUCCUUGAAAGUGCUCAACCUGUCCUCUCUGAGUCGCGCACAUGGGAGGCCUACCAACAAAACCACGCCAGGUCCUGGGAGGACCAGACAGUACGCUCUGCUGAGAAAUCAUGUAAAAGAAGUCCCAUCAACUAACUCUGAUGUGCAGGAAGGUCAAUCAACUAACUUAUUCAAGAAGCAUAUCAACUACAUUCUGCCAUGUUUACUUGAAGAACUGAUGUACAUAAGACACUUUAUUUAAACAUGCUGUGCAUGUCCAACUAUUUCCUUUUCUGAACAUUUCCCAUUAUUUACCAUGUUGUAAAAGAAUGUCUUGUAAUGUACAAAGCUGCCAUGUAAAUAGUUUUCCUUUUUAAAGGGUUACCCCAGCUGGGUUUACCAUGGUAAGGUAGGGGUAAACUGGUUCAGUUCCACAGGCGUUUUCCCCCUACUUUUGGCAGCUGGUGGUUUUUAUUGCUUCUGAAUCACAGACACAAAUCUUGAGCAGAGAUGAUGCACAGAUGCCUCAUAGCAUUUAGCAACUGAAAGGUUUAUGAUGCUGUCAUAUUCAUGGGUGCUUUCAAAGAAGCUUGUUGCGAGUUUGAACUAAAAUGUCCUUACUCUUGCAGCAAUGCAUCCUUUGUAUUGUACAAUUGAAAUUAUGUAAUGACCAGCAAGAACCAUGGUUUCUUGUUACCCUCGUUUAUUUCGAUAUGAUUUUCCACAUUGUCGAAACAUGUCACUUUAACUCCAACUACAAAUAUGUAAUUGUCACAACAAAUAGAAAUGUCUUCCUUUUCCUUGGACCAAACAGGCCUUGAGUAUUGACUGUAACAGGCAUUUUUCACUUUUGAUAAAAAAAAUUAUGUUUUGACUUUAAAACUUUUGCUAGGUCAUACCCAUUUUAACAACUGUCUUCCUUAAAUGUUUUUUUUUUCUUCGUCUGAUGUUAUGGCAUUGGAAAUCUUACAAAAAUUCCAUUUCUAAGGAGUUCACAAUAUCUCUGUGUUAUUAAUAGACUAGCAAUUCAUGAAACCUUUGAAUCAAUUAUAAGCCGCUUCCAUUUUCCAUAGUAAGCAUAACACAGCAGAAAUUGAAUAUUUUCAUUCUAUAUUUUGAUGGGAAGGAAACUUUGUGUGUUUUUUAUAUCACAGAUUGUAUAUUUUUAAAGAUGUUUUGAUACUUUUUUGAUAUUUACAGAAAACUGAGUGGUUGAGGAUUAAGCCCACAUGCAUGUACAAAGUAACAAAAAGUACGAUUUUUUUUUAUAGGAAAAGAGCUAUUUUGAAAUGGUGGAUGUGUUGUCUUAAGUUUUUAGUCAUUGUAAAUAGCUGAAGGUGGGCCAAUUAAAAUUUAAUUAUUGUACUUGUAUGUUUUUCGUACGAGGGAUACUGUUUCUUUGAGAAAGUUGCUAGGUUUGAUCUCAAACUCUCUGAGGUGACGCUCUUUGAUCAUCUCAAAAAUAUUAUGAAAUUCCAUUUUAGAGUAGUUGUCUGGAUUUUUCAAAAGACUAUACUCUUUCUUUUUGGUAAACUGCAAUUUGUUCAGUCUGGGACCACACAUACACACCGAAUCAGAGUCUCAUAGAAGCACAGGCCCCAAAAGUAACACUGAACACAUGUUCCCUCUUACCAGGAGCAAUAAAUUGUUCUUGUGGGGAUGUCUCCAUCAUAAUUCUGGGUGGAGUGUUUGCCCCAGCUCAUCCAUUAAAAAUUAAGUUUGAUGGACCAGUGGGGAUUUGAAACACCCAAAAGGCAUCCCACCACAAGCUUGUAAAGGGUCAUUAGACUGGUCCCAAUGAAAGUGUGGGGGAUUUUUGUUUAUUUUGAUUUUAUGGGAGGUGUCUGUUGUUAAUGGGCCUGGUUAUUGUCCUACCAAACAUCAAAAUAAAUUAGUCUUGACAUCUGACCCCUGUCCAUAUUUGACCCAGUGGCAACUUCUGGGUUCAGGAUAUCACUGUAAAUCCUUUUGCUGGGAAGGAUUUGGUUUUAAAAUAGGAUUCCUAAUAAAAAUAAUAAUAAUAGGGGAAUUUUUUUUUUUAUAGUUCUUUGGAUUCGAACAAUCCAAUCAAUCUAAAUAUCUUUAUUUUCUUUUGUAAAUUACUAAAAGCUCUGUUUUUUUAUUUAACAUUCCCAUUUUUGUUAAUUUAUAAAACAUGUAUUUAUGUCUGUCAGGACACUGUGUCUUACAUUUUUGCUGAAAGUAUUAAAACAAUGGAAAAGAA